ACUUCUCUAAUAAUUUCAAAUCAAGCUUGAACAAAGUCAUAUCUGCAGAUUGUAAAUAUUUUGGGGCUACUGUUUGAAUUCACUUUUUUUCCACUGUUAAUAAUAAGGCACUGGCCACUAAACCAUAAAUACUUGUCUGUGUUGUCUUUAUACUGCCACACGCACCUCCCAGAGCCGAACCUUAGCAUUUUCUGAUCUAGUCCAAUUACCACCUUAUAAAAUUAAUAAACUCAUACUCUUCUUAUUGAGCAUUACUACAUGUACUUGCUACAUAAUUUGUGGCGAGCUAGCCAGGAGGUCGUGGUUCAGUAUAAAUACAAUUUUACUCAUUCAGUAUCACAAAUCCACUCUCAAACAUGGACUUGUUGGAGUCACUAGGUAUCAAAAUACCAAACGCGGUCUUGGUCAGUGGCGUUCCAGAAUAUAAUGUAGAUGAAAUAGAAGAUUUCCUCCUACAGUACGGUGCCAUCGAGCGUUCUCUACCGAUAAACUCACCGGAGUCUGAUUUCCACAACAUGUGGGUCGUUGAGUUUAAAACCAGGUCAGCUUUCGAUUUAUUGGGUCCAAUUCUGCCAUAUACAUUUAAGCCUGAAGAUAAUGAAUACUGUGUUCAAGACUUGUCUAAAGUUUAUUCGGCUAAUGUUGGUUGCUCAAAGACUAAGACUUAUUUAGCUGACUUAAAACAAGUAGCAAAACUGUGUGGUCAAGAUUUUGCUGAAGUUUUACAAGAACUGAUGUCCCAAAUAAAUGAAGCUGCUACAGAACUCCGCCCUGGUAAAACUGAGAGCCCCAAGGAGGAACCUGUCAUGCCACUGGAAAACAAAAUGGCUGCUCCCAUUCCAGCACAAAACAAAAUGGAUGCCACUCCUGCUCCACCAACUCACAAUCUGGCUGCUGGUUCUGCUGCAGUUGGCACACAUCCUGCUGGUACUCCACAUUCAAUCAACAUAUCUGCUUCUGAUUUGAAUCCACCUGGAGUACAGAGGUAUGUUGUGGAACACAUAGUGAAGAGCGAUGACAGUAACAUGCGUUCAUCUCACAGGUUGCGCAUGUUUUCGGGAAGAACACCACGCCCACAGCAUGAGGUGGACUAUGAUACAUGGCGCUCUGGUGUGGACCUCAUCUUAAAGGACCCAGCCAUUUCUGAGCUACAAAGAUCCAGACACAUUCUCGACAGCCUUCUUCCACCUGCGGCUGACAUUGUAAAGCACCUCAGCCCAGACCUUCCUGCAGAGACAUACAUCCAACAUCUGGAUUCAGCAUUUGGAACUGUGCAGGACGGAGAGGAGCUUUAUGUGAAGUUCAUGGACACGCUUCAAGAUUCGGGUGAGAAACCGUCUGCUUAUUUACAGAGACUGCAAGUAGCCCUGAGUCUGGCUGUCCAGCGGGGAGGAGUGAAGCCAAGUGAAGUGAACCGGCACCUACUCAGCCAGUUCUGCCGGGGAUGCUGGGAUAACACCCUCUUAUCUGAGCUCCAGCUAAAGCAGAGAAAAGCAAGCCCACCUUCAUUUGCUGAACUGUUGCUGCUUUUAAGAACUGAAGAAGAUCGUGAAGCGAGCAGAACUCUGAGAAUGAAGCAACAUCUUGGAACAUCUAAACAGAGAGUUGCAGCUCAAGCUCAGUUCGCCAUAGAAGAGGAGAAAGGAGUUGCUGCUACCCUAUCUGCUCUCACAAAGCAAGUGGCUGAUAUUCAAAAGCAAUUGGCUGCUCUAACGGCCUCCCAGUCUCACCGGUCCAGUGCUCCUGUCCCAAAGCCUCACCAGAGACAAAGGACAACUCCAAGUGUGAACGCACCGCCCUCCAAUCCGAAGCCUGGUUUCUGUUUUCGUUGUGGGGAGGACGGACACAUCAGGCCACAGUGCGAGAAUAGACCUAACCCAGCACUCGUUGAUGCAAAACGGAAACAAUUCAGUGAGAAGAAACAAAAGUGGCAGAAACGCAAUCCAGCUUCUAAUGGACAUUUAAACUAGAUUCAGUUCCUGUAGUGGGACAUACAGGAACUGCGCGGGACCCACACUGUCCCUCAAGGUACAAGAAGACAGUUCACUGCGCAGACCAACAGACCCAUCCGGGGCCAACCACAAAGCUGCCUCGUGGGCUUAUCGGAUCCAAAUGCACAGCAGAAGUGGACAUUGCUGGUCACACAUACCAAUGUCUCCUUGACACAGGAUCACAGGUCACCACCAUACCUGUGUCCUUUUACAAUACACACCUUCAGAAGCAACCAAUUCAACCACUCAAUGAUCUACUGCAAGUUGAAGGUGCUGCUGGUCAAACAGUCCCAUAUCUUGGCUAUGUUGAGAUCUCUAUCAAGUUUCCUAGAGACUUUGUUGCUGAAGAAUAUGAAAUAUCUACACUGGCUUUAGUUGUUCCAGACGCACACCCCGAUGUUUCAGCAACAGUUUUAAUUGGAAUGAACACUCUAGAACCACUGUACGAGCAGUAUCUUGGCGAACACCCAACAUUCCAGCCCAGUGCCCAUGGGUACAGAGCCGUGUUGAAAACGUUACAGCUGUCACAUCAGCAGAAGGACAAUGGCAACACAGGAGUUGUACGACUUCUAAGCAAGGCUCCAGUGCGUGUUCCGGCCGGCCGCACGAUCGUCAUCGAGGGUUUUGCAAAAGUCACCUCUCCGUCGUCCAGCCAGAGUGUCCUCCUACAACAUCCUGCUUCCACUCUGCCCGGUGGUCUGUGUGUCAGCAGUUGUCUCAUCACUCUCCGGCUCUUCCUCCAUACAAAGUUCCCGUGGUCAUCACCAACGAAUCCGAGCAAGACACAUUCAUUCCACCCUUCAGUGUCGUUGCGGAUCUCGAGACAUACCAUUGCAUCCUGUCUGAACACCAAGUGACCCAUCUUCCAGCUGAGAAACCACCAUCCAGCCUGAACAUCAACUUUGGUGAGUCCCCACUGUCACCUGUAUGGAAGAAGAGAAUCACAGAAAGGUUGAAUAACAUCUCGGAGGUCUUUUCCCACCAUGACUUGGAUUUUGGUUGCACAACGGCUGUGAAACAUUACAUCCCACUCCACGACAAUACACCGUUCAAACUACGCACCCGGCCAAUCCAUCCGCAGGACUAUGAAGCUGUUCGCCGUCACCUGCGUGAGCUUCUGGAAGCCGGAGUUAUAAGGGAAUCAUCAUCACCCUUUGCGUCUCCUGUUGUUGUGGUGAGGAAGAAAAAUGGUGAAGUCCGAUUGUGCAUCGACUACCGCAAACUAAACCUCCAGACAAUUAAGGAUGCAUACCCCUUACCCAACCUGGAAGAAUCGUUCUCAGACCUCGCUGGUUCCAAAUGGUUUUCAGUACUUGAUCUGAAGUCCGGUUAUUACCAGAUCCAGAUGGGUGAAGAAGAUAAACCCAAGACAGCCUUUGUCACUCCACUCGGCUUCUGGGAGUUUAACUGGAUGCCCCAAGGUGUUACCAAUGCACCUAGCACAUUUCAGCGCUUGAUGGAACGCUGUAUGGGGGACCUCCAUCUGAAGGAGGUGCUGGUGUUCCUUGAUGAUUUGAUCAUUUUUUCUGAUACCUUGGAGGAACACGAACAAAGGCUGCUGAGAGUCCUGAACCGGUUGAGAGAGUACGGGCUGAAACUGUCAUCAGAGAAAUGCCGAUUCUUCCAAACAUCUGUCCGCUACUUGGGCCACAUUGUCUCAGAAAAAGGAGUUCAAACAGACCCAGAAAAGAUAGAAACCAUCAAAACCUGGCCGAUUCCACAAACACUUAAACAGCUGAGAUCUUUUCUGGGCUUCGCAGGGUAUUACCGCCGUUUCAUAAAGGACUACUCCAUCAUAGCCAAACCACUGAACGAUCUGACUCGCGGAUACGCACCUGCUCGCAAGUCAAAGAACCAGAAAACUCACAAGAAACCUACCUACAGUCCGACCCAGCCAUUUGGGGAAAGAUGGAACCCCAGCUGCCAAAAUGCAUUCAAGACACUGAUUGGAAAACUUACCACUGCUCCAGUCCUUGGGUUUGCAGAUCCAUCUCGCCCAUACAUCCUCUACACUGAUGCUAGCGUGAUGGGACUCGGAGCAGCGUUAUAUCAGGAGCAAGAAGGAAAAUUGAGAGUCAUAGCCUAUGCAAGCCGCGGGCUAUCGCAGAGUGAGAGCCGUUACCCAGCCCAUAAGCUGGAAUUCCUUGCCCUCAAGUGGAGUGUCACGGAAAAAUUCCAGGAUUAUUUGUAUGGCGCUGACUUUACGGUGGUUACUGACAGCAACCCGCUGACGUACAUCCUCACAACAGCUAAACUGGAUGCUACAGGACAUCGCUGGUUGGCUGCUCUAUCCACAUACUCAUUCAAGCUGCUGUAUCGGGCUGGUAAACAAAACCGUGAUGCUGACGCUCUCUCGCGGCGCCCUCACCCAUGCUCCACUGAAGAAGCUCCCAAAGACCAUGAACUUAUCCAUCAGUUCAUUUCCCAACACGCUGCAGACUCUGAUGCCAUUCGAGAGGACAUUGUGAAAGCUAUCUGCCAAAAUCAUUUGGUCAAAGCUACACGGCCAGAUGAUGGAGGUCAGAUUGGUUUCACAUUCAUUGAGUCCUUGUCGACCAAAGCUGACACUAUUCCUGACAGCUACUGCUCCGAAAGCCUCCACCAGCUGCCAGUCAUUCCUGCUCUGAACAUCCAAGAAAAACAACACACAGAUCCCUGUAUUCGAGAGCUUAUCCACCAGCUAGAGACAGGGGAGAAGAUCCCGCCGACUGCAAGAGCUGAGCUCCCUGAAUGUCCCCUCCUGCUCAGAGAAUGGUCCAGGUUGGAACUGGUGGAUGGAGUCUUGUACAGGAGGAGACGGGACAAUGAGGAUCUGUCAUACCAGCUUGUUCUCCCAGGAGAACUGCGUCCCAUGGUCUUAAAGCCUCCAUGACGAUAUGGGCCACAUGGGGAUCGAACGUACACUCGAUCUUGUCUGUACAAGAUUCUAUUGGCCCAAGAUAGCAAUGGAUGUGGAGCAGAAGAUCAAGACCUGUGGCCGCUGUGUGCGCCGGAAAGCCUUGCCCGAGAGAGCUGCACCGCUUGUUAGCAUAAAAACCUCACGACCGCUUGAGCUCCUGUGCAUGGAUUUCCUGAGCCUUGAACCUGAUUCCAGUAACACUCGUGACAUCUUGGUUCUAACCGACCAUUUCACCAAAUUCGCUGUUGCCAUUCCUACGCCCAAUCAAAAGGCAAGAACUGUGGCAAAAUGUCUGUGGGAAAACUUCAUCGUUUACUAUGGCAUUCCAGAGCGAAUUCACACCGACCAAGGACAAGAUUUUGAGUCAAAGUUGAUCAAGGAAUUUUGUGAGGUUGCAGGCAUCCAGAAGAGUCGCACAACACCAUACCAUCCGAGGGGAAACCCAGUGGAACGUUUCAAUCGGACGUUGUUGGCAAUGUUGGGAACUUUGGAGCAAAAACAGAAGACAAGAUGGAAAGAACAUGUUAAACCAUUGGUUCACGCUUACAAUUGCACCAGGAACGAGGUCACAGGAUUCACCCCGUAUGAAUUAAUGUUCGGCAGAACACCUCGUUUACCUGUGGAUCUAGCAUUUGAUCUCCCUUUGUGUAAUGCCAAACACAAGAACCACUCUCAGUACAUCAAAUCUCUCAAAUCAAGAUUGGAAGGAAGCUUAAAAAUUGCUUCGACCAAUGCUUCCAAAUCUGCUGACCGGAACAAAGCCCGCUUUGAUAACCGUGUGAUACCAUCAGCACUGGAACCAGGGGACCGGGUGCUAGUAAGGAAUGUCCGUCUUCGUGGGAAACAUAAACUUUCCGACAAAUGGGAGGAAGAAGUUUAUGUCGUUGUCCAUCGAGCUGGAGAUCUUCCGGUUUAUAAAGUGAAACCUGAAAGCAGUGACGGACCUACGCGGACCCUGCACCGUGACCUCCUCCUUCCAUGUGGUUUCCUCGUGGACAGUAAUGAGAACUCACCCUCUGCAGAGCACUCACCUGUCCGCAGACCCAGAACUUGUCAGCAGAGCCAGAAUCCAGAUCAUCCAGAUCCUUCCACAGACUCUCUUGCUGGGGAUGAAGAUUCAGAGAGUUUGGUCUCUUUAAAUGUCAGUCCUCCUACUUUACAUUUCACAGUGGAGAAGCAACAUCACUAUCCAGCUGCAUCCAUUGAGAGUGAAAACGAAAGAGCACUGAUUAUUGAUCCUCCAGUUGAAACUGAAGACCAAAGAGAGCCACCUCCAGUUGAAGAAUCCAGCAGUGAGCAGUCUGAAUCUGACAUGGAAGAGAACUUACCAGAACCUGUUGAAAAUCCACCUAUCGAGCAUGGUGAAGACCAAAACUUACCUGGAAAUGAACAAAUACUUACCGAAGAUUCUGUCGUUUCCACCGAAGAUUCCCCCGAAGAACACAAUCCUGUGGGGAUACCUGAAAAUGACCCUGACAUAGUUGACAUUGCACUGAGACGUUCAGGACAACAAAGAGCGCAACCUCAAAGACUCCAAUAUAUCACUCGCGGCAAUCCAUUGAUUUCCGUAGUACAAACUAUGUUACACAGUUUGUCUGAUGCAUUAGGCGUUAGUACUACUGCCGAUGCUAACUGUCCCUUAUCCGUUCACGUUGUUUAGUUUUAACAUGCAACGGGACGUGCAUGAUUUAAGGUGGGGAGGAUGUAGCCCACAUAGAAAAUGCGCUUAUGGUGGAUAAAUGUAACAAAUAUUUAUUUCCUACAUUCUCCCGUGUCCUUAAACGCACCCUUGAGUCACGUAGUUACGUGCGCACGCACGCUGAGCACCUUGCGAGCCUGUUAGCCAAUCGCGUUCCUGUAGUCCUCUUCAAUUGUGUGUCCUGCUCGGUUGGCAGACAGGCAAGGGGAGACAGGCUGCAGGGACGGCUGCAACAGAAGUUUGAUACCAACCGCGUGCUGAUGCUGGGUGCUCGCUGUGUGACUGUCUAGGAGUGGAAUUGGUCAGGUGUGCCCUGCUUGGUGCCACCACCCGAUGGCGAGCUAAGCCCAAGAAGGAGCCUCGAACACCAUCCUCCCACAGCAACAGCACUCCUGUGGUUCGGUAGGGGCUGCUGCAGCCAGUCUACUGCGGACUGUGAUUUAUCACCAGUGAGGUGAUUGGGUGGAGUACAGGUACUCCAGGUGUUUUCCUGGACUAGGACUGUUGCAUUUCUUUUGCUGUUGCUAUUGUGAAACUGUAAACUGAACUGUUUAUUUGUGGUCAGAACAAAUGGUUAAAACAAAGUGCACUUUUUCCUCUUCAAACUUCUCUAAUAAUUUCAAAUCAAGCUUGAACAAAGUCAUAUCUGCAGAUCGUAAAUAUUUUGGGGCUACUGUUUGAAUUCACUUUUUUUCCACUGUUAAUAAUAAGGCACUGGCCACUAAACCAUAAAUACUUGUCUGUGUUGUCUUUAUACUGCCACACGCACCUCCCAGAGCCGAACCAUAGCAUUUUCUGAUCUAGUCCAAUUACCACCUUAUAAAAUUAAUAAACUCAUACUCUUCUUAUUGAGCAUUACUACAUGUACUUGCUACACUUGUCUCUGAUAUCUCCUAACAGUUUUCCAAGAAAUUUCUGAUAUUUACUUUGAAACCGAUGCUAUAUUGCUGCAUACUCUGUAGUUCUUAUGCAUAGAGUGUGGCUGGCAGUGAAUGCUUGAAAUACAUAGCAACAGUAACCAAGGGAGCGGGGCUUAGCUAAGGAUCAUGUUAGCCAAUGACAUUCCGUUUGGAGCCUCCACCUUGUUCCCCGGCGCUGCGUUCUGAUUGUUUGUCCCUCUUCACCGAAGGACACGGCAGUCGUUAUGGUAAGUGGUAGGAGCUUGCUUGUAGCGUAGUCAUUUUGUGAAUGUUGCUCGUGCUUCUGACAUUAUAUAUGCCCCGUGGCAAGUCCUACCGUCGCUCUGAGGCGGCUAAGUGGAGGAUGGCGGAGCGACAGUUGGCCUCCAGUGACGCUGGUGCAUCUUGUGGCACAGGGUGGUGCUACAAAGUGCACAAACGGUCAAUUUCUGAGCACACUGGGCGCCAGCAUAAAUUGGUCAUUCCAGUUGAGGUCCCAGGCAAGACGGUCUUCGCUGGGACCUUGUCCCACACUUGACAGUCCCGGGGGAUAUCCAAGAGUUUUUCCGGCAGGAAUUUCACCGCGUGUCAACACGUCUCGGUGUGAAAUAUUUUCACCACGCUGACCGCUUCCCCCUGAACAACCGCAAGCUGUGGUGCUGUGAUGGUGUGCACCCCAGUGACGACAUGGGGAUGCCUAUCCUCGUGGAGUCGCUGUUGGCUGCCACCAAACAGCACCUGGAGAUACCAGCACCUAAGCCACAGGUGUCGCGCCCGGUGUCUCCCAAGCCUCUGCCAAAGGUGGUUCCACGUGUGAUUGUGGUGGGGGAGGUUGUAGUUCCACGGGCCCCCCCUCCUGAGUGGACGUCUGUACAGUCGGGCAGGAAGAGGAACCACUCUGAACAUGAGCAUGGCUCUGGUUCAUCACAGAGACGAGUGGUUCAUCAUGUGGUAUGUUUAACCAUGAUAUUUACAUAACAGUGAUAGUUUGUGUGCUUUAUCUAAGAAAAUGACAAGUGUUAGAAAUAAUCUACAUGUCUGUCAGGUGGAUGGAGCUCCAGUGGCCUUGCGAGAGUGUUUCAUUCAUAUUGUAUAUGGAUUACGCUCGUGUAAUAUCACAUAGGAUUACGCUUGCGCGGGUCCUAGUCCUUUUUUUUGUGAACCAACUGGUCUUUUUGUGUGUGUUGGGGUAGUUCCUAGGGGGUAGUCUAGCUGUUCUUAAGUGCAUUCACAAGACACCCGAAGAAGCCCAUAGAGAUACUGUUUGUGUGUCACAGAGGAUAGUCAGGUGUCUGGUUAUGACAAGUUCGAAGAGACAACUCCGUAGUUCUGGUUGGAGGAGGGUUCCUUGGGGGUAGUCUAGCUGUUCUUUUAAGUGCAUUCAAUGGCACAAGACAUGUUCCUGAUCAAAUAUGUAAUGUAAUUAAUGUAUGUAAUAAUUUGCAAUAAAAUUGUAUGAUAUUUUA
Messenger RNA from Epinephelus moara (kelp grouper), 8954 nucleotides. RefSeq names its product retrovirus-related Pol polyprotein from transposon 412. The transcript has 9 exons. Gene Ontology annotation, biological process: DNA integration. Bases 4868 to 6550 code for a protein of 560 amino acids. Gene Ontology annotation, molecular function: nucleic acid binding. The record is from RefSeq and is a predicted model, not a curated record. NCBI's taxonomy places the organism in Eukaryota, Metazoa, Chordata, Actinopteri, Perciformes, Serranidae.